Molecule: messenger RNA, 5142 nt
Organism: Coffea arabica (coffee)
Lineage: Eukaryota; Viridiplantae; Streptophyta; Magnoliopsida; Gentianales; Rubiaceae
Source: RefSeq, a predicted model, not a curated record
AUGCCUCGAUCUUCUCGUACAGGUGAUUUGAUUUUUGACCACGAGAUAGAGAAGACCGCGCGUAGAACGAGAAAGGAAACCAGACAACUCAGAGAAGAGCACACCAGGGCUACAUCUCAAAGACCCGAGUCAGAAGUUGAACCAACAGAUUCGUUUGGUGACACUUCAAGUGACUCUGACCAGGAGGAAGGAACCAUGGCUAAUGCACAAACAUUAAGGGAGUUGGCUGCUCCUGAUUUAACUCAGCAGCCUUUGUGCAUUACUUUCCCCGCUUUAAAUGACAACAUUCCAUUUGAACUAAAAUCUGGUCUGAUUCAGCUUUUACCCUCUUUUCAUGGUUUACCAGGUGAAGAGCCGUAUAAGCAUCUGCAGGAGUUUGAUGUUGUUUGCAACAGUAUGAAACCCCCGGGAAUCACAGAAGAGCAGAUAAAAAUGAGGGCAUUCCCCUUCUCCUUGAAAGAUUCUGCGAAGGACUGGCUGUACUACCUGUCACCAGGUAGCAUCACCACGUGGGGCCAAUUGAUGAAAAAAUUUUUGGAUAAAUAUUUUCCUGCAUCCAGGGCUGCAAGUCUAAGGAAAGAAAUUUGUGGGAUCAAACAGCAUCCAGGGGAGUCACUUUACGAGUAUUGGGAACGGUAUAAGAACUUGUUGCGCAGGUGCCCCCAACACCAAAUAAGUGAGCAGUUGAUCAUACAAUAUUUUUAUGAGGGACUCAUUUUUAGAGACAGGAGCAUCAUUGAUGCUGCAAGUGGAGGGGCACUGGUGAACAAAACCCCUCAGGAAGCACGGGAGUUAAUAGAGGGGAUGGCAGAGAACUCACAGCAAUUCAGUACAAGAGAGGAUGUUCCAAUACGUAGGGUGAAUGAGAUAGAGACACCCUCUGUGCAGCAGCAACUAAAUGAGUUGACUGCUUUUGUUAGGCAACAGGCUGUGAGAAAUGCAUCACAAGCCAGGGUAUGCGGGAUUUGCACUGGUAUAGGCCACUCUGCAGACAUGUGCCCAAUGAUUCAGGAAGAAACUGCAGAACAGGUGAACAUGGCUGACCACGCGCCCGCGCCAAGGAAGCAGUACGACCCUUACUCAAGCACCUACAACCCCGGGUGGAGAGAUCAUCCCAACCUCAGUUAUGGAGGGAAUAGGCAACCCAACUUUACACCGAACAGGCAGUCUAGUUUUGUGCCAAAUAAGCCACCAGGGUACCAGCAGCAAUACCAACCCCGACCACCCCCGCCCCCUCAAUCCGGUUCAUCUAUGGAGGAGAUGAUGAAACAAAUGAUGACAACCAUGGCGCAAAAUCAGCAAAGGACAGAGGCAACUAUUAUGCAAAAUCAGCAAAGGACGGAGGCAACCAUUAUGCAACAUCAGCAAAGGACGGACUCCGAAAUGCAGGACAUAAGGAAUCAGAUAAGUCAACUGGCCACAACAAUCAACCGCUUGGAUGCCCAAAAUCAAGGUAAAUUGCCAUCUCAACCUGAGUUGAACCCGAAGAAUGUGAGCGCCAUGACCUUGAGGAGUGGCAAGGAAGUUCAAGGGCCUGAGCCUAUGAUCCCCAAGGACAAGGAUGAAGAGAAGAUCGAAAGUGAGCUCGAAAGGGAGGACAGCAAUGGUGCAGAUCCACAGGUACUUCCUGACCCAACAAUUACAGUUAGGACUAACCCGCCUCCUUUUCCUAGCAGGUUGGAAAAAUCAAAGAAGCAGGAUAAGGAGAGGGAAAUCUUGGAGAUUUUUCGCAAGGUUGAGAUAAAUAUCCCCCUCUUAGACGCCAUCAAACAAGUACCAAAAUAUGCCAAGUUCCUAAGGGACUUGUGUGUCAACCGAAGGCGAUUGAGAGGGGAUGAACGGGUUAUUGUUGGGGAGAAUGUGUCAGCGGUCCUGCAGAGAAAGCUCCCACCGAAGUGCGGGGACCCAGGUAUGUUUACUAUUCCCUGUAGGAUAGGUAAUACUGUGAUCAGAAGGGCCAUGUUGGAUCUGGGAGCAUCAAUUAAUGUCAUGCCUAAGUCUAUCUAUGCUUCUCUAAAAUUAGGUCCAUUAAAAGAAACUGGAAUUAUCAUUCAAUUAGCUGACCGAACUAAUGCAUAUCCUGAUGGGUUGGUUGAAGAUGUAUUGGUAAAAGUUAAUGAUUUGGUGUUUCCAGCUGAUUUUUAUGUACUGGAUAUGGAUGAUGAUCACUCCCCUGAUCCCUCACCUUUGUUAUUGGGUAGACCUUUUAUGAGCACUGCACAGACGAAAAUUGAUGUUAAUAAGGUGCAGGAAGUGUUUGAAACUGAUGGCAGGGAUGAGUUGGAGGUGGCUUUAACCAAGCACCUCGAGUUGGAGACAACUCCUCAGGUGGAGUGGAGUGAGGAUUUAAAAUGCACAAUAGGUGCAUUACACUCAUUGCAGACCACCAGGAAAAGGUAUGAAGUCUUACCUAUUUUUACUCCCGAGCCUCAUCAGAGGGUAUUGCCAUCUGUGGUGCAGGCACCUGUACUGGAGUUGAAACCUCUACCAGAGCACCUGAGAUAUGCAUAUUUGGGUGAUAAUGAGACACUCCCGGUGAUUAUCUCGUCGGCACUGUCAAAAAUCCAGGAAGAGAAAUUGAUCCGAGUCCUUCGGGAGCAUAAAGAGGCGAUAGGCUGGACAAUCGCAGACAUUAAGGGGAUAAGCCCGGCCAUCUGUAUGCACCGGAUUAGGCUAGAAGACGAUGCCAAACCUGUUAGGCAGGCUCAAAGAAGGCUCAACCCCCUCAUGAUGGAAGUUGUAAAGAAAGAGAUUCUAAAACUGCUAGAUGUGGGGAUCAUCUUUGCAAUAUCUGAUAGCCCUUGGGUGAGUCCGGUCCAGGUAGUCCCGAAGAAGGCAGGAGUAACGGUAGAAGCCAACCAAACGGGUGAGCUCGUGCCAGUGCGCAAACCCACUGGAUGGAGGCAGUGUAUAGACUACCGUAGGCUGAACGCCGUCACUAAAAAGGACCACUUCCCUCUCCCUUUCAUUGACCAAAUGGUUGAACGUUUAGCUGACGAAUGCCAUUUGGGUUGUGCAAUGCACCUGCGACUUUCCAAAGGUGUAUGGUGUAUAGAGACUAAUCUUGUGCUAAAUUGGGAAAAAUGUCAUUUUAUGGUUGAGCACGGAAUAGUCCUGGGUCAUAUUGUAUCGUCUAAGGGCAUAGAAGUUGACAAGGCUAAAAUAGACAUUAUUUCUGCAUUACCUUACCCCGCGAGUGUGCGGGAGGUGCGUUCUUUUCUUGGACAUGCAGGUUUUUAUCGAAGGUUCAUCAAGGAUUUUUCAAAAAUUGGAGCCCCGUUGUUCCAACUUCUACAAAAGGAUGUGACCUUCGAAUUCAAUGACAAAUGUGAGAAGGCCUUUAACAAGCUGAAGGAAUUGCUGACUUCACCCCCAAUCAUCCAACCCCGCGAUUGGAAUUUGCCAUUUGAGAUCAUGUGCGAUGCCAGUGAUCAUGCUAUUGGGGCUGUAUUGGGGCAAAGAGUAGGGAAGGCAGCUCAUGUCAUCUAUUACGCAUCCCGGGCCUUGAAUGGAGCCCAGUUGAAUUAUUCCACCACUGAGAAGGAGCUUCUUGCAGUUAUUUUUGCUUUGGAAAAAUUUAGGUCAUAUUUGCUAGGUGCUAAAGUAAUUGUAUUUUCUGACCAUGCAGCAUUAAGGUACCUAAUGACCAAGAAAGAUGCAAAGCCGAGACUCAUCAGGUGGAUAUUGCUACUACAGGAAUUUGACCUGGAGAUAAAGGACAAGAAAGGCUCAGAAAAUCUAGUAGCAGACCAUUUAAGUCGCAUACCAAUUGGGGAGGAUAAGGAGCCAUUGAAAGAUGCAUUCCCUGAAGAGCAUUUAUUUUCCUUAAAUUCUCAAUUGCCUUGGUAUGCUGAUUUAGUCAAUUAUCUAGUAACGGGUGAUUUUCCUGCAGGUUGGCCAAAAUCGAAGAAGGAUAAAUUGAAGAGUGACGCCAAGUACUUCAUUUGGGACGACCCGUACCUAUGGAAAAGGUGUGCAGACCAAAUAAUGAGGAGAUGUGUAAGUGAAGUGGAAUUUCAAUCAAUUUUAGCUUUUUGUCAUGCUUUUGCCUGUGGAGGUCAUUUUGGACCUAAGAGAACUGCUCAUAAGGUUUUGGAAAGUGGAUUUUAUUGGCCUUCAUUAUUUAAGGAUGCCUAUGUGUUUUGUAAGUCAUGUGAUCGCUGUCAAAGGGUAGGUAAUAUAGCCCGUAGAGAUCAAAUGCCCCAGGUCCCGUUGAUUUUUGUUGAAAUUUUUGAUGUCUGGGGUAUAGAUUUCAUGGGGCCUUUUCCUACUUCAUUUGGCUUUUUAUAUAUUUUGCUAGCAGUUGAUUAUGUGUCUAAAUGGGUGGAGGCUAAGGCCACUCGAACUAAUGAUUCGAGAGUAGUUGCAGAUUUUAUCAGGUCUAAUAUCUUUGUGCGGUUUGGAAUGCCUAAAGCUAUUGUCAGUGAUAGGGGAACGCACUUUUGCAACAGAACCAUAGCUGCGUUGUUUCGCAAGUAUGGUGUACUCCACAGGGUCUCAACGUCAUACCACCCUCAAACCAAUGGUCAGGCGGAGGUGACAAAUCGGGAGAUUAAGUCCAUUUUAGAGAAAAUGGUGCGCCCUGAUAGGAAAGACUGGAGCCAAAGGUUGGAAGAUGCACUUUGGGCCUAUAGGACGGCGUACAAGACUCCUAUAGGGAUGUCACCGUACCGGUUGGUAUUUGGGAAGCCGUGUCAUCUUCCAGUGGAAUUCGAGCAUAAGGCUUUUUGGGCGAUAAAGCAAUGCAAUAUGAAUUUAGAGGAGGCCGGUGCUCAACGGAAGUUGGAUUUGCAAGAAUUGGAGGAGAUCCGGAACGAAGCAUACGAAAACGCCUUGAUUUAUAAAGAGAAAAGCCGGGCAUUUCAUGACCAACAAAUUUCAAGAAAAACAUUUGAGGUUGGUCAGAAGGUCCUCCUGUACCAAUCCAGGCUCAAGCUAUUCCCAGGUAAGCUACGUUCCCGUUGGAUUGGACCUUUCAUUGUUACUCGUGUUUUUCCCUAUGGUGCAGUUGAGAUCCGGAGUGCUAAGACAGACAACAAAAUUGUGGUGAAUGGACACCGUCUCAAAUAUUAUUACGAAGGAUUUUCAGGUAGAGAGGUGGAGACAAUAAGGCUUGACGCACCACCGUGUCCUAAUCAGUGA